Molecule: messenger RNA, 739 nt
Organism: Ochotona princeps (American pika)
Lineage: Eukaryota; Metazoa; Chordata; Mammalia; Lagomorpha; Ochotonidae
Gene: SPACA4
Product: sperm acrosome associated 4
Exons: 1
Coding region: 263-637 (124 amino acids)
Source: RefSeq, a predicted model, not a curated record
AGCCAGUGGGGACCCUGGGAGCUCUGUGAGGUCACCACAUUCCGCCACACAUGGACGCCUGACAGGCAGCCGCCGCCGGCCUGUCUCUGCCCCGAGGAAGAGGAGCAGGACUGGACAAGGCCUGAGCUGGGGGACAGGGGAGCUGAGGUGAACGCAACGGCCACCGGGCACAGGACACACGUGGAGCCCCCCCAUUCAGCCACUCCCGGAGCGCCAGGAAGCCACGGCCUGGCUCGGACACUGUCCUCGCUGCUAGGCCACCAUGGUCCUCGGCCGGCUGCUGCUGCUGCUGCCGCUACUCCUGGCCAUAGCCCUGCCCUGGGCCACGACGGGCGCCAAGGACUGCGUCUUUUGUGAGCUGACGGACUCCAUGAGCUGCCCCGGCACCCACAUGAGCUGCGGCGAGGAUGAGGACUGCUUCAUCGGCCACGGCGUGGCGCAGGGCGUCGGGCCCAUCCUCAACAAGGGCUGCGUGCACUCCACCAGCUGCGGCCGCGAGGAACCCGUCAGCUACAUGGGAGUCACUUACACCCUCACCAGCACCUGCUGCUACGGCCACAUGUGCAACAGGGGCCCCCGGGGCCCUGCCACAGCGGGCCUGCUGCUGGCCUUGCCGCUGCUGCAACGUUUCCUGUGACCAAAGUGGAGGCCAGGGCCUGGGGCCGGGCCCCCGGCUGUGCCCCCUUGCCUCCACCCUCCUCCUCCCCCUAUUAAAUGGCCAAAGAGGCCCUGGACAAUC